AAAUGCUCUGGCCAAGGCCGGGCCCCACAGGAGCAGCCCCCGGGGCGCCGGAGCUGCAGGCCGCGAGGCCAAGAUGAGUGCCAGUGCUGGCGGUGGUGGCAGGGACAGUGUCGGCAGCAGCAGCAGCUCACAGACCUCCUGUGGGCCCGAGUCCUCGGGCUCUGAACUAGCUCCCGCUGCGCCAGUGCCGCGGAUGCUGCAGGCGCUGCUGGGCUCUGACGACGAGGAGCAGGAGGACCCCAAGGACUACUGCAAGGGUGGCUACUACCCCGUGAAGAUUGGCGACUUGUUCAAUGGGCGGUACCAUGUGGUGCGCAAGCUGGGCUGGGGCCACUUCUCCACCGUCUGGCUCUGCUGGGACAUCCAGCGCAAGCGCUUCGUGGCCCUGAAAGUAGUGAAGAGUGCAGGGCAUUACACGGAGACAGCUGUGGAUGAGAUCAAGCUCCUGAAAUGUGUCCGAGACAGUGACCCCAGUGACCCCAAAAGAGAGACCAUUGUCCAGCUCAUCGAUGACUUCAGGAUCUCAGGGGUUAAUGGAGUCCAUGUGUGCAUGGUCUUAGAGGUCCUGGGCCACCAGCUCCUCAAGUGGAUUAUCAAGUCCAACUACCAGGGCCUGCCUGUGCCAUGUGUGAAGAGCAUUGUGAGGCAGGUGCUCCACGGCCUAGACUACCUCCAUACCAAGUGCAAGAUCAUCCACACAGACAUCAAGCCUGAGAACAUCCUGCUGUGUGUGGGUGACACCUAUAUCAGGCGCCUGGCUGCUGAGGCCACGGAGUGGCAGCAGUCAGGGGCACCGCCCCCAUCCCGCUCCACAGUCAGCACUGCCCCCCAGGAGGUCUGGCUGGGUAAGCUGUCGAAAAACAAGAGGAAGAAGAUGAGGCGCAAACGGAAACAACAGAAGCGGCUGCUGGAGGAGCGGCUGCGGGACCUGCAGAGGCUGGAGGCCUUGGAGGCAGCUGCCCAGGCUGAGGACUCUAGCUCAAGACUAGAGGGGGGCAGCGGCUCUACCUCUUCUUCCGGUUGCCACCCUGGAGGGGCCCGGGCCGGCCCCUCCCCAGCCUCCUCCUCCCCUGCCACGGGGGGCGACCGCAGCCUCAGCCCCGGCUCCCAGACCUCAGGCUUCUCCGGCUCCCUUUUCUCUCCCGCCUCGUGUUCCAUCCUCUCAGGCUCUUCCAACCAGCGGGAGACUGGGGGCCUCCUGUCGCCCAGCACACCGUUUGGUGCCUCGAACCUCCUGGUGAACCCCCUAGAGCCCCAAAAUGCAGACAAGAUCAAGAUCAAGAUCGCAGACCUGGGCAACGCCUGCUGGGUGCACAAGCACUUCACCGAGGACAUCCAGACGCGGCAGUACCGGGCCGUGGAGGUGCUGAUAGGUGCCGAGUAUGGGCCCCCGGCUGACAUCUGGAGCACGGCGUGCAUGGCGUUCGAGUUGGCCACCGGUGACUACCUAUUCGAGCCCCACUCUGGAGAAGACUACAGUCGUGAUGAGGACCACAUCGCCCACAUCGUGGAGCUCCUGGGAGACAUCCCGCCCGCCUUCGCCCUCUCAGGCCGCUACUCCCGGGAGUUCUUCAACCGGAGAGGAGAGUUGCGGCACAUCCACAACCUCAAGCGCUGGGGCCUGUACGAGGUGCUCGUGGAGAAGUACGAGUGGCCCCUAGAGCAGGCCACGCAGUUCAGUGCCUUCCUGCUGCCCAUGAUGGAGUACAUCCCCGAAAAGCGGGCCAGCGCAGCGGACUGCCUCCAGCACCCCUGGCUCAACCCGUAGGCCCUGCCGGCCGCUGCCCCAACCUCCCCCUCUAGGUGCCUUCAGGGAACGUGGGAUGACUCCUGUCACCCUGCAGAGGCUGCCCUCCCCUCCCCUGCAGGUGUAAGCUUUCACACUGCCCGUGGAGGGCAGACAGAUGCUGGGGCCAGGCCCACCCCGCAGAAUUUGUUCUGCCCCAAUCCUCACAGAGGGCCAUGUGAGUGACAAGUGCACGUGUUUCUUUUCUUAAUAAAGU
Rhinolophus ferrumequinum (greater horseshoe bat) is the source of this 2003-nucleotide messenger RNA. It is a transcript of the gene SRPK3, whose product is annotated as SRSF protein kinase 3. The record is from RefSeq and is a predicted model, not a curated record. The coding region runs from base 74 to 1768 and encodes 564 amino acids. The transcript is spliced from 15 exons. Gene Ontology annotation, molecular function: protein kinase activity; ATP binding. Gene Ontology annotation, biological process: regulation of mRNA processing; spliceosomal complex assembly; protein phosphorylation. NCBI's taxonomy places the organism in Eukaryota, Metazoa, Chordata, Mammalia, Chiroptera, Rhinolophidae.